Messenger RNA from Alligator sinensis (Chinese alligator), 2051 nucleotides. RefSeq names its product NK6 homeobox 3 (gene NKX6-3). Gene Ontology annotation, cellular component: nucleus. The annotation marks the transcript as partial. Gene Ontology annotation, biological process: regulation of transcription by RNA polymerase II; cell differentiation. Lineage: Eukaryota; Metazoa; Chordata; Crocodylia; Alligatoridae. The transcript has 3 exons. Gene Ontology annotation, molecular function: RNA polymerase II cis-regulatory region sequence-specific DNA binding; DNA-binding transcription factor activity, RNA polymerase II-specific. The record is from RefSeq and is a predicted model, not a curated record.
AACGGCCCCUCGCUGGGCCCCUUCCCCGAGGUGAAGGCGCCUGUGUGCCAGUACUCGGUGCAGAACUCCUUCUACAAGCUCAACCCCCCAGCCCUCGGCGCCCAGCUGGCGGCUGGCACGCCCCACGGCAUCACUGACAUUCUGAGCCGGCCGGUGCCGGCGCCCAGCGGCAGCCUCCUCUCGGGCUACCCGCAUGUGGGAGGAUUUAACGGACUGGGCUCCCAGGGUGUCUACUAUGGCCCCCAGGCUGGGAGCUUCGCCAAGGCAGGUGCCGAGUACCCGCCCCGGGGCCGUAGCUGCUGGGCAGACACCGGGCAGGACUGGCGCGGCGGCCGGCAGUGUGGCAGCACCCCCGUGCACCUGACAGACAGCGUCCACAAGAAAAAGCACACGCGCCCCACCUUCACCGGCCACCAGAUCUUCGCCCUGGAGAAGACCUUUGAGCAGACCAAGUACCUGGCGGGGCCCGAGCGGGCGCGGCUGGCCUACUCCCUUGGCAUGACCGAGUCCCAGGUGAAGGUGUGGUUCCAGAACCGCCGCACCAAGUGGCGCAAGAAGAGCGCGCUGGAGCCCUCAUCGUCAUCGCAGCUGCAGCCGCAGCGGGCUGGCGGCGGGGAGCACGGUGCCUCUGAGCCCGAGGACGAUGAGUACAACAAGCCACUGGACCCCGACUCAGACGACGAGAAGAUCCGCCUGCUGCUGCGCAAGCACCGCGCCGCCUUCUCAGUGCUGGGUCUGGGUGCCCACAGCGGCUGAGCCUGCCACCAGCCCUCACUUCGACCAGAAGCUGCCGGGGUGGGGGGAUGCGUGGGAGGCAGAGCCCAUGCCUAUGUCCUCAGGGCUGGGCUGCCCAUGUAGUGUUGCCGGAUGGCCAGCCCGGCCCAGCUGCAGGGUGCGGCAGCCAGAAGCGCAGGGGCAGGGGCUCUGCUCCCCGCGAGCUCUGCACCGACGGGGGGGGGCAAGCCGUGCCUCAGCAUGUCUCGGGGCAGCCAGCCGUCAGCAUUGAUGAAAUAAAGGUCCCAGCCAGGCGUCCGGGUGGUGAUUCCGUGGGGCCCGGUGUAGCUCGCAGCUCGCGGCAGGGGCUGCAGCCAGGAGGGCUGGCGCUGCCCAGGGAGGGGGCACAGGGCCAGCUCUGCUUCAGCAGGCUGCACGGGGGAGCAGGGUGCAGCGCAGCCGCUUGGGGCUCCUGAGGUCCCUGCUCGUUGCCGGCGCUGGGAGAAGGGUGGAGGAGCAGGGCUGCGGGAAGCUCCAGAGGUCACAGCUGGUCCCGCCCCGGCAAGGCCAGGCCAGCCCCUGCCCGGACUGUCCCGUAUAACUCCUCCGUGCAACAAAACCGUACAGCCAGCCCUGAUGCAGCUUCAGACUCGGGCAGCGCUAGACCAUGGUAGCCACAUCCUGCUGCUGCGAGGUGUUAAAAUCUGCUCCAAAGAUCCAAAAUCAGUGGGGCCGAGAGGCUGCAGAUUGCACUUCAGAGCCAAGCAGGGCCCAGAAGGCAGUACUGCCGUGGCAAAGCUCACAGCCCCGACGCUGCAGGCAGCUCCUGGCACGGGCACUUGCACGGGGUUGGGGGGCCCCUUCUUUUUUUGCCUGUGCCUGGAGUUUGCACUGGGGCGUUGCCUUCCUCGCUCCUCAUUAACCUGGAGCUGACCUCUGUCCCUGGAGCUGCCACGCUGCAGGCCGUCGCGCGCCCCUGCUUCCACCCACCCACGGCUCAGCACCCGGGCGCUGGGGCCUGGCGAGUGGAAUGUGUUGCUAGGGUACCAAGGAAUGCCCCUUGCCACCCCCGCCCAUGCCAGUCCAGAGCUUGUCCCUGCCCUGGGGUGUGGGCCCCAGCCCCUAAGACUAGGGUGUAGGCCAGGCAUGGGGCUGCUGUGGCUGCCCCUGCCCCCCCGCAAACGUGGCAGGUGGACAGUGCUCCCGUCAUCCAGCCCCAGGCCCUGUGCUGCACCACAGUAGGGUGCAGGAUAAAGCCCCAUGGGGCAGGCUGCCCUGUUCCUCCUAGCACCAAGGAGCCCCUGAGCCCAUAGCAGCUGGAGCCCUGGGAGCAAGAA